AUGAUACACGCUGUACGGCCGCUUGUGAGAGGGACCGCACGGUCGUCCCUGUGGUCGCGGUGUGCGACGCUGGCGAUGCGUCGCCCCGCGAGGUUUGUGAGAUUGCUGCAUGUUGAGGAUGCUGGGGCUGGGCCAGAAAUGCACGAGGCACCCGCGAUCUACCAGGGGAUGUCUGUGAAACUGCUGAAGGAUGAGUGUCGGUCCCGCGGGCUCAGGGUCUCUGGGAAGAAGUUGGACCUAGUUAACAGGAUUGUCGAUUUCGAAAGGACCCAAAGUUUGCAGCACGCGGGUCAAGAUAAUGAACACGAAAGCCACCAACGGCAUAUCGAUGAGACACAUGAGCUACUGAGAGAUGCAAGGGAGCAUGCAGAAAAGAUAGACGCAGAACUGCGUCUUCUCGAAGUGGCAGCUGAAAAGGCGGAACAGGAUGCUGCUGGGGAGAACACGGCGCAACCGGCUACUCCUCUUACAGAGGCACAACGGGCUACCUCUUCUGCUGAGACGACUCUCCCCCCAUCCCACGUGGAGAUAUUGAAGAGCCAAUUGUCGGAAACCAAGUCGUACGUGGACUCAUUGGAGGCCAAAUACGAGCAAGUCAACAACCAGAUAGCAGCACGCGAAACAGCAGAGGAGCAGACCAACAGUGGCCCUAACUCCUCCACGCAGGAGGACAAAUCGCAAUCGCAGAACAGUGUCGGAUACGCAUUGGUUGCCCUUGGUGGUGCCCUCGGUCUUGGCUGGAUCUUCCAACGCAGCGAAAAGCGUACCUGA
Molecule: messenger RNA, 771 nt
Organism: Huiozyma naganishii CBS 8797
Lineage: Eukaryota; Fungi; Ascomycota; Saccharomycetes; Saccharomycetales; Saccharomycetaceae
Gene: AIM34
Product: Aim34p
Exons: 1
Coding region: 1-771 (256 amino acids)
Source: RefSeq, a predicted model, not a curated record